This is a messenger RNA of Uloborus diversus, 2334 nucleotides long. Its product is annotated as protein O-mannosyl-transferase TMTC2-like. The record is from RefSeq and is a predicted model, not a curated record. The transcript has 11 exons. Gene Ontology annotation, cellular component: endoplasmic reticulum membrane. NCBI's taxonomy places the organism in Eukaryota, Metazoa, Arthropoda, Arachnida, Araneae, Uloboridae. The annotation marks the transcript as partial. Gene Ontology annotation, biological process: protein O-linked glycosylation via mannose. Gene Ontology annotation, molecular function: mannosyltransferase activity; protein binding.
AUGGAAUGUUACAAAGCGGAAAACCGAGCCAUCAAAACGAACCAGGAUAUCUUGCCAACAACGCCUUUGACAUCGUUGUUCAAAAACGAUUUCUGGGGCACACCGCUGACACACAGCGGAUCACACAAGUCGUACCGACCUAUGUGCGUAUUGACUUUUCGCCUAAACCACUGGUUGGGUGGCUUUGAUCCUUGGGGAUACCAUCUCACGAAUGUGCUGCUACACACCCUGGUAUCUGCAGCCUUCACGAACCUGGCUGCCCAGAUAUUCCUGAAGAGCACAUUGCCAAUCCUUGUAGCUGGCUUGCUGUUUGCUGCUCACCCAAUCCAUACCGAAGCAGUGGCUGGAGUAGUGGGAAGAGCAGACGUAGGAGCCUGCCUUUUCUUUCUCUUGUGCAUAAUGUUUUAUAUCAAGUACUGUGAAUACAGAAGCAUACCAGAUCUCUGUUCACGCAGAUGGAUUUACUUGUACGCAUCACUGGCAUGCGCAGCUUGUUCAAUGUUAACCAAGGAGCAUGGUGUCACUGUUCUUGCUGUGUGUGUUGUCUACGAGGUGCUCGUGUAUCACAAGGUUGCCCUCAGAGAGCUUAUCAACAUGCCAUUUAAGAAACGAUUCCAAAGCAUGAGAGAAGGCUUGCUACAUUUAGCAGGAACAGGAAUCACCCUUCUUGGUCUCCGGCUGCACCUUAUGGGAAGCAAACCACCUGAUUUUGCCCCUGCUGAUAAUCCAGCUGCUGAUAGUGACAGUUUGCUAACCAGGACGUUAACCUUCUUGUAUCUACCAGCUUUCAAUUUCUGGUUGUUGCUUUACCCCCGAUGGCUUAGCUUUGACUGGUCAAUGGAAGCUAUACCACUUUUAACAUCACUUUUAGAUAUCCGAAACUUAGUAAGCGUCAUUUUCUACGGAUCUCUCUUCACAUUUGCCUGUUGGCUGGUAAAAUCUUACAACAGGCGAUUAAACAAUAACAGUGCCUUUUAUAAUUCCAAUUCAACCAAUGGCCAUGCGAACUCUCACAUGAACCAUGCUUCAUCGUCAAGUGUAGCAUCUUCUAAUGGAAAUGCAGCUGGCCCAUGGUGUCCAUGUUUUGGCAUUACUCAGAGACUUGCCUUAUCUUUGUCUUCUAACAACAACCACAAGUCAAACCGAAAACAAACGUCUAACAACUCCAGCAAUAGCUCAAGCUAUAUGAACGGUCAUCGAGUUUCCAAUGGGAAUGGACACUGCCACCAGAGUACAGCUGUAUACCAUAAUGGCAGUUCGUCAUUCCACAAUGAUGGUAUCAUGGAAAAUUUCAAGUCCCACGUCCACGUCAUGGCAGCUAGGUCAGCGUUUACUGGUCCAGCUGACAUCGUGACGUUUGCUUUGGCACUUCUUAUACUCCCUUUUAUUCCAGCCACGAAUUUAUUUUUCUACGUGGGAUUUGUUGUAGCAGAAAGAGUUCUUUACAUUCCCAGCAUGGGAUUUUGCUUACUCGUGGCACUGGGGGUUGAUCAUUUAUACAGAAGGCAAGAGACAGUCUGCCGAAAAAGAAUCGUCUUGGUUGCAGUUGUCAUCCUGCUUGUAGCCAUGUCUGUGAGAACAGUAAUUCGAAAUGAUGAUUGGCUGAGUGAAGAAAAUCUAUACCGAUCAGGGAUUCCUGUGAAUCCACCAAAAGCCUAUGGAAAUUUGGCCAACAUUUUAAGUGGACGUGGACAAAAAGCGGAAGCUGAAUGGGCUUACAAGAAAGCAUUAAGCUACCGCUCAAAUAUGGCUGAUGUUCGAUACAAUCUUGGAAUAUUAUUGCAAGAGCAAGGGCGAUAUGAAGAAGCAUUACACAGCUACAAACUCGCUAUUCAAUUCAGGCCUCGCCUUGCAAUGGCUCACUUAAAUAUGGGUCUCGUUCUCGGAAUUCUGGGAAGAAAAGAAGAAGCCGCUGAGGUGUACAGACAUUGUGCUGAACUAGAUAGCGCUGGAUUGAAAGACCCAAAAAUGCAUGAAAGUACUAGAAUUUCUGCCCUCUUCAAUUUGGGGAGAUUGUAUGCAGAUGAAGGAAAAUACGAGGAAGCUGUAGUAGUGUAUCACGAAGCAGUGCAGAAGAUGCCAGAGCAUUAUCAACCUCAGUCAUUAUAUAAUAUGAUGGGAGAAGCAUAUUUCAAAAUGGGGCAUUUCAUGGAUGCUGAGCACUGGUACAGAGAAGCCCUCAGAGUAAAGCCUGACCAUAUACCGGCACAUCUUACAUAUGCAAAAUUGCUUUCUAAAUGGGAUCGAUUAGAAGAAGCAGAGCAAUGGUUUCUGAAAGCAAAAAAUAUUGCUCCCAAUGAUUCCAGUGUCUAUCAACAUUACGGCCGAUUUUUG